This is a messenger RNA of Trichomonas vaginalis G3, 302 nucleotides long. RefSeq names its product spectrin binding. The record is from RefSeq and is a predicted model, not a curated record. The annotation marks the transcript as partial. NCBI's taxonomy places the organism in Eukaryota, Parabasalia, Trichomonadida, Trichomonadidae. Gene Ontology annotation, cellular component: ciliary inversin compartment. Gene Ontology annotation, molecular function: protein binding. The transcript has a single exon. Gene Ontology annotation, biological process: protein localization to ciliary inversin compartment.
AUGGAUAUUUUCCAAGCAAUUGAUAAACGUUCAUCGGGUGAACUAGGUAGAAUUGCUGAUGAACUUUAUCAUCAAAAGAGAAUUAACGAGAAAAAUCCACAAGGAAAGACUCCAUUAAUAUAUGCUAUUGAGAAAAAAUUCAAACAAGGCGUUAGAAUCAUUUCACUUAAUCAUGCAUCAAUCAUAGAACCUGAUUCUGACGGAAAUACACCUCUCCACGUUGCAGCUAAAAUCGACGAUGGAAGUAUGGUGAGUUUUUUAUUGCAAAAAGGAGCAAAACCAGACAUUUACGAUAGUAAUGG